UUCACGGUUUUUUUGCCUUCUUCAAUCAACCUGUCAAUCAAUCAUUCAAUGCCAUUCUUUUCUUUCACAUUCAUUCAUGUUGCGUUUCGUUUUGGUUUUGGUUUUGGCUUCUAUUUCCUUCUCUUUGUAAAGUUUGGUUGAUAUCUUUAUGUCUUCUCUUAUCUCCUGACUUCAUUAAUUGCUUCUGACUUCUUUUCAUGUCUUUUAUUUAUCUUCUUCUGCUUCUUUAGCUUUAUGGCUCAGUUGGGUAUCACCCAUUUUUAGUUAUUUAUUUAGAAAUUUAGAAUCUAUCAUGCCUUUUAGUGGACAUUUAUGCCUGAACUAAAGAGUUAGUUUAUUUAAUGUUGUGCAAGCUUUUUUCAUUGGAAUUGCUUCUUUGCUUUUUCUUUAAUCAUAAAUGGCAAGGCAGGGGAUUUCCUAUUUCAAAAAGCUAUUGUUUUUCUUGGUGUUGAUGUUUUCUUUUCAGGAUAUGUUUUUAGUAACAUCUUUAAAUGAAGAGGCUGCUUCUCUUUUGGAGUUUAAAGCUUCCCUUACUGAUUCUAACAACAAUCUUCAAACCUGGAAUUCAUCAGAUUUUACUCCAUGCAAUUGGGUAGGUGUGAUUUGUACUGAUUUUAAGGUAACUUCUGUCAAUCUUCAUGGCCUCAAUUUGUCUGGUAGUUUAUCUCCAAGCAUUUGUAAUCUUUCUCAAUUACUUGAGUUUAAUGUGUCCCAGAAUUUCAUUUCUGGUCCUAUUCCUAAUGCUCUUGGUCAUUGUAGAAAUUUACAGAUUCUUGACCUUUGUACAAAUAGGCUUCAUGGAGCAGUACCAAACCAAUUGCUUGUGAUCAAUCCUCUUAGAAAGCUUUCCCUGUGUGAGAAUUACAUUUAUGGUGAAAUUCCUAGGGAGAUUGGAAAUUUAACUUCACUGGAAGAAUUGGUAAUCUACAGUAAUAAUCUCACUGGUUCCAUUCCUGUGUCAAUUAGUAAGUUGAGGAAACUUAGAGUUAUCAGGGCAGGUGAUAAUUCUUUCUCCGGUUCAAUACCACCAGAAAUCAGUGAGUGUGAGAGUUUAGAGGUUUUGGGGUUUUCCCAGAAUAGUCUAGAAGGUAAUAUUCCCAGUGAGCUUCAGAAACUUGAGAGUCUUACUGAAUUGAACUUUUGGCAAAAUCAUUUAUCUGGUGAGAUUCCUGCUACAAUUGGGAAUAUUCAUAGCCUUGAGUUGCUUGCUUUGCAUGUAAAUUCUUUCAGUGGAGCGCUUCCAAAAGAGCUUGGGAAAUUAUCCCAGCUAAAAAAAUUGUACAUUUAUACCAAUCAGUUAAAUGGAACAAUUCCUCGUGAACUAGGGAAUUGCACAAGUGCUGUUGAGAUAGAUCUUUCCGAAAAUUGGUUAAGUGGAUUCAUCCCUGCAGAGUUGGGUCAGAUUCCUAAUCUUGGCCUCCUUCACCUGUUCGAAAACCUCCUCCAGGGAAGUAUUCCUGGGGAGCUUGGGCAGUUAAAACAGCUUCGAAGGUUGGACCUGUCUAUAAAUAAUUUGACGGGUUCGAUUCCUCUGGAGUUUCAAAACCUUGCAUAUUUACAAAAUUUGCAACUCUUUGACAAUUGUCUUGAGGGAACUAUACCACCCCUCAUUGGGGUUAGGAGUCACCUCACCGUUCUUGACAUGUCUAUGAAUAAUCUUGUUGGUAGUAUACCUCCUUACCUUUGCAGGUAUCAAAAAUUGAUGUUUUUGAGCCUUGGCUCGAAUAGAUUGUCUGGAAACAUUCCCCAUGGCCUAAAAACAUGCAAGUCUCUUAUCCAGCUAAUGCUAGGAGACAACCAGCUUACAGGCAGCCUCCCUGUUCAAGUAUAUAAUCUUCAAAACCUUUCUGCUCUCGAGCUUUAUCAGAACCGAUUCUCUGGUCCAAUACCCCCGGAGAUUGGCAACCUUCCAAAUUUAGAGAGGUUGCUUUUAGCAGACAACUAUUUUGUUGGUCACGUUCCUCCUGAGAUCAGAAAUCUGGUGCAACUUGUGGCAUUUAAUAUUUCUUCAAAUCAGCUCUCUGGGAAUAUUCCUCAUGAACUGGGGGAUUGUAGAAAACUCCAGAGACUUGAUCUUAGUAGAAACCAAUUCACUGGCUUUCUACCGGAAGAACUUGGAAAGCUAGUGAAUCUUGAACUCUUAAAGCUCUCUGAUAACAAAUUGACUGGCACAAUCCCGAGUGCCUUGGGGAAUUUGGCCCGACUCACGGAAUUACAAAUGGGUGGUAAUUCUUUCUCUGGCAGCAUCCCUGUUGCUCUUGGCCAGCUCACAGCUCUUCAAAUUUCACUCAACAUUAGCCAUAAUGAUCUUUCUGGCAUGAUUCCUCGUGAUUUGGGGAAGUUGCAGAUGUUGGAAUCUCUCUUCUUGAAUGAUAAUCAGCUUACUGGUGCAAUUCCUGCACCAAUUGGUGAUAUGAUGAGCCUCCUGGUCUGCAACCUUUCAAAUAAUAACUUGGUCGGAAAUGUGCCAAACACUUCUGUAUUUUGGAGAAUAGAUUCAUCAAAUUUUGCUGGAAAUCCUGGCUUGUGCAAGCUGGGUUCAGAUCAUUGUCCUCAAUCUGGUUAUUCAUCACAUACUCCUAAACCAAGCUGGAUAAAGGAGGGUUCAAACAAAGAGAAGUUAGUAAGCAUUGUUUCUGUGGUUGCUGGUUUACUUUCUUUGUUCUUUAUUGUCGGCAUUUGUUUUGCUAUGAGACACCGAAAGCCUGCUUUUGUUACCCUUGAGGAUGGAAAGACGCCUGAUGUUUUAGAUAACUAUUACUUCCCCAAGGAAGGAUUCACAUAUCAAGACCUUGUGGAAGCAACUGGCAAUUUUUCAGAAAAUGCAGUGAUAGGAAGGGGAGCUUGUGGCACUGUCUACAAGGCUAAUAUGGCUGAUGGUAAGGUGAUUGCUGUCAAGAAGCUCAAUUCUCGUGGUGAAGGAGCUACUGCUGACAGCAGUUUCCUUGCUGAGAUAUCAACCCUUGGAAAGAUUAGACACCGAAACAUUGUGAAACUUUAUGGUUUCUGCUACCACCAAGACUCUAAUCUUCUCUUAUAUGAGUACAUGGCAAACGGCAGUCUUGGAGAACAGCUUCAUAGCAAUGAGCAAACAUGUCAACUGGAUUGGGAUGCCCGAUAUGGAAUUGCUCUUGGAGCAGCAGAGGGGUUGUGUUAUCUUCAUUAUGAUUGUAGGCCUCAUAUCAUUCAUCGUGAUAUCAAGUCAAACAACAUUUUAUUGGAUGAAGUGCUUCAGGCUCAUGUUGGCGACUUUGGCUUGGCAAAGUUGAUUGAUUUACCCUUCUCAAAAUCUAUGUCUGCUGUUGCAGGUUCAUAUGGUUACAUUGCCCCAGAAUAUGCUUACACAAUGAAAGUGACAGAGAAAUGCGACAUCUAUAGUUUUGGGGUUGUUCUGUUGGAACUAAUCACUGGGAGGUCUCCCGUUCAACCUCUUGAGCAGGGAGGAGACCUGGUCAGUUGGGUGAGAAGAUCAAUUCACCACGGGGUGCCCACCUUCGAAAUGUUUGACAAAAGGCUGCAUCUUAGUGCGAAAAGAACAAUCGAGGAGAUGACUUUAGUUCUGAAGAUUGCAUUGUUCUGUACCAGUACUUCGCCGUUCAAUAGGCCAACCAUGAGAGAGGUCAUUGCAAUGAUGAUUGAUGCUAGGGAAGCUGUGAGUCUUCCAUCAUCACCAACAACAUCGGAAACUCCCUUAGACUUCAAUGCUUCUUGCAGAGACUCCAUGGAACCAUAAGCUCCAUUCUGUCCUCCGCAGAGAUAGUAUGAGAUGCUCAGAGAUCAUAUAAAUUUCUGUCAGAUUCAUGAGGAAUAUGCAACCGGCAAGAGACUAAAGAAAUAGUCAGUAGCUCAUUGAAUUUAUAUAAACUGAAUUCAUUGCUUUAAUUUUAGCCAAAAUGUAGUUAGAAAGCUUCUUACUUUUCCAUACAUUUCUCCCCAAUCUUCAUAAUUUUAGACAAAUAUUGAUUGGAGAUCCAUUGAAUUCUCAUAAUUGUACCUAUU
This is a messenger RNA of Pistacia vera, 3999 nucleotides long. RefSeq names its product leucine-rich repeat receptor-like serine/threonine-protein kinase At1g17230. Gene Ontology annotation, molecular function: ATP binding; protein kinase activity; protein binding. The coding region runs from base 398 to 3733 and encodes 1111 amino acids. The record is from RefSeq and is a predicted model, not a curated record. Lineage: Eukaryota; Viridiplantae; Streptophyta; Magnoliopsida; Sapindales; Anacardiaceae. Gene Ontology annotation, biological process: protein phosphorylation; hormone-mediated signaling pathway. Gene Ontology annotation, cellular component: plasma membrane. The transcript is spliced from 4 exons.